Messenger RNA from Triplophysa dalaica, 1513 nucleotides. RefSeq names its product transport and golgi organization 2 homolog (Drosophila) (gene tango2). Gene Ontology annotation, biological process: protein secretion; Golgi organization. The record is from RefSeq and is a predicted model, not a curated record. The transcript has 9 exons. NCBI's taxonomy places the organism in Eukaryota, Metazoa, Chordata, Actinopteri, Cypriniformes, Nemacheilidae. Gene Ontology annotation, cellular component: Golgi apparatus. Bases 213 to 1034 code for a protein of 273 amino acids.
GCCAAUCAGAACCGCUUUUGUCAGCAGACGUCAACGUGAGGUUAGUUUAGCCCUUCGUGUAAUAAAUAUUUAGCCAGUCUUAUUAGAUAACGUAUCACUCGCAAUAUCAACAGAAUGAUUUGGUCAUGAACACAUGGAACUCACCUAGCACGUCCCAGCACUGACCUCAGACCUCACUGUGAUUGAAAACUCCUGCCUUUAGUGACCUCCUCAUGUGCAUCAUCUUCCUGAAGUUUGACCCUCGGCCUGCAACUAAAAAUGCCUACAGGCUUAUUCUGGCUGCUAACAGAGAUGAGGUUUACAACAGGCCAUCCAAGUGUGCAGACUUUUGGGGCAGCAACAGUGAGAUUCUCAGCGGACUGGACAUGGAAGAAGGAAAGGAAGGCGGUUCAUGGCUGGGAAUCAGCAAGCGAGGAAAACUGGCGGCAUUGACCAAUUACAUGGAGUGGCAACAAAAUCCAGUCGCUCAGGGGAGAGGUUACUUGGUGUCCAACUAUUUGACCGAUAACUUGGACAGUUUUGCUUACCUCCGGAAAGUUUCCUCAGAGGGUCAUUUAUAUAACGGCUUCAAUCUCUUGACUGCUGACUUCAGGGCCAAUGAAGACACAUUGUGUUACUAUGGAAACAAGGGCAGUUCGGAGCCCAUUCAUCUCAAAGCAGGAAUCUAUGGGUUGAGUAAUUCACUUCUAGAAACUCCAUGGAGAAAACUGCAGGAUGGCAAAAGACUGUUCACCAAUGUACUGAGUAAGACACUGCCCCCUAAUGGCUUAGUGCAAGAACUGCUGCAGAUUCUCAAUAAUGAAGAGAUAAACACCACAGACCCAGCACAGGAGAAUCAAGGCGUGGGCUACAGUAAGGCCAUGCUUCAGGCCCUGUCUGCAGUGUGUGUGCGCUCACCCGGAUACGGCACAAGGACCAAUACUGUAAUCCUCAUCGACAGAGAGGGAAACGUGAGCUUCACAGAACGCACCAUGCUAAAUUGUGACAUCACUCAGUGGAGAACCAAUAGCUUCAACUUCAAACUGCAGGAAUGAGGGCCAGACGUCAGGCCAAGGGAGGAAAAUACCUCACGCUGUGCCUUUCUCAAUAGCCCUCUGCUCAAGCCAUGUAGCAGUAUUAUAUCUGUCAAUGUGACUUUACUUUGACUUUCCUGUUGAAAAAGGAACGAGAAUAAUUGCUAUUGGGAAUGAUUUGAUAUUAUUGCUACUGCUCCUUUGGGAGAAGGCUUGAUUGCACUUUGUUUUUUAUUGUAAUUUCUUUUUCAAGGUUUCUUCAAAAAUGGGAUGUGAUUUGAGUGCAUUUGAUCCUCUCUGCAAUUCUAAAUUGUUAUGCAAGAAAGUAUGAAGAAUAUGAAACUAAUGUAAUUCCUCAUACACAGAAUCCACUGAACCACAUUAAUCAAGUGUAAGUCUCAUUUCAUGUUGUUGGGGGAACAAAGUGUUUACUGCCAAAGAAUCAUUGUCAGUCACGGCUGUUUAUAAACAGAAGAAAAUAAAUCUUCAGUCUUGCACAA